AUGUCAUUGUAUAAAUCAUUAGAAAACGUUAACACCAACUCUUGUUCCUGUUUCUCUCUAAAUAAUGUAACAUCAGGAGUUAAUGCUAAUUUUCUUGCUAAUACUUUAGGUGUUUCUCCUCUUUAUAAGCAAAACGAUUCUGCUAGAUGGCAGACAGCUGCUAACGUUUUUAAAACAUCACAAGUCCAAAAUCCUGUAUCAGCACAGAUAUAUUUAUCAGGUGGUGGACCACUAUCAAGGCAUACGUCGCAUUUAUUAAUUCAUCAAAUUGGUAAUACUGUUCCAACACCUAUAAAUUUAAGUGAAAUAUCUGCCGCAAAUAGAAAUGCUUAUAAAGAUAAUUAUUUAGAAAAAAAUUGUGAAAUACCAAAAGGAUCAUUAGAGUUGGAGGCAAUUGCAUCUGUUCAUGAACUAGCUUCACGUGUUCAAACAGUUUCUGUCUCUGAAAUGUUACCACGAACAUCUGAUUUAAUAUUUGUUAAUAUUAAAACAGUUGAAGAUGUUCCAUAUACUUUAGAAUUAACAAUGAAAGGAUGGAGGGUUGCAUCAUUACAUACUGAUUCAAUGAAUGGUGAUUAUAAUCAAGUAGAUCUUCAUACUCGAUAUUUUGAUGAUGUUAGGGAACUAGUUGAUUUUGUAUCUCCAGGAAGUAAAGAUUAUUUAAAUCAACUAUUGGUUACUAAGUUAUCUCAACUUACAAAUGAUGAUAAUCAAAAAAAUGAAGAUGAUGAUGAAAUAAUGAAUAAUGAUGAAACUUUAACUUAUUUUAAUAAUCUUAAAAAUAAACCAAUAUCUUUAAGAUCAUUUUCAGCACCAAUCGGAGAUUCAAAACAAUAUGAUGAGAUAAGACAUUUUUUAGAGAAGCAAAUGAAGUAA
This is a messenger RNA of Strongyloides ratti, 876 nucleotides long. RefSeq names its product Protein of unknown function DUF727 family and GSKIP domain-containing protein. The transcript has 5 exons. Gene Ontology annotation, biological process: regulation of canonical Wnt signaling pathway. Gene Ontology annotation, molecular function: protein kinase A binding; kinase regulator activity. Lineage: Eukaryota; Metazoa; Nematoda; Chromadorea; Rhabditida; Strongyloididae. The record is from RefSeq and is a predicted model, not a curated record. The coding region runs from base 1 to 876 and encodes 291 amino acids. Gene Ontology annotation, cellular component: cytoplasm.